AUGGCGGACCUCCGCACCGACGAAACCUCGCCGUUCCUCCAACGGCCCCCGGCAACAGCAAGAUCCCGCGAUACUUCCCCGGCAGCGUCGGCGGCGUCGGCGUCACGCAAGCUCACCCUCUUCAACGGCCUCGCAAUCGUUAUCAGCCUACAAAUCGGCUCGGGGAUCUUCAGCGUACCCUCGCAAAUUAGCCAAUUUGUCACUGCUCCAGGAUACGGCCUCUUGGCCUGGCUUUUUGGUGGUCUUCUCGUCUGGACGGGCGCCGCCUCCUUCAUCGAACUUGGGUUACGCAUCCCCAAUAAUGGCGGCAUCCAGGAAUACCUGCGGGCCUGCUACGGCGAGUUCGCCGGGUUCUUGUUCACCUGGGUCUGGUGCACCAUCAUCAAGCCCGCGGCGAACUCAAUGAUUGCGACAAUUUUCGCGGAUUAUCUGACUGAGGCCUUUGUGGCCGACCAAGAGACGCUGCCGCCUUGGGUAUCAAAGGUGGUGGCGGCGAGCUGCAUCGUGACCAUGACACUGGUUAAUUGCCUGGGUGCGACCGCGGGCGCAAAAGCGGCCAACUUGUUUCUCUUUUUAAAGAUGACGGCUCUGACUAUCAUCAUCGUCCUUGGCUGCGGCGUCUGGGCCUUCGGUCACGGAGAGGGUGUCCCCUCAUCCGAGUAUGGAUGGUUUGGCCAGGCUCCUGAGCAGCGAGAAAUCAGUCUUUGGGAGUGGCUCGGUGAUUUUGGAACGGCAACGUUUGGAGCUCUCUGGUGUUAUGCCGGCUGGGAAAUGGUUGGCUUUGUCUUGGGAGAUAUGAAAAAUCCAAGGAGAGAUCUGCCCCUCGUGAUUAAUGGCUCCAUGAUUGUGGUGAUCAUCGGCUUCAUGCUGAUGAAUGCGGCUCUGUAUGUCUGCCUACCCAUGAGCGUCAUGCGGACAAGCAGCACCGUCGCAGUGGAGUUCGCCAACAGGAUCCUUGGAACUUGGGCUGGGCUUCUCUUUUGCGUGAUAGUGUCCAUUUCGGCAAUGGGUGCUUUGAACUCCAACGUCUUUGCGACCGCCAAGCUCGUCGUUGUUGCCAGUCAGAGGGGAUAUUUCCCUGCGAUCCUGGCAAAUCUGCACUGUUACCACGAAAAAGACGAGGCUGUGUGUGUCGACGAAUAUCUUUCGUCUACGCCGAGACUGGUCCGAGGACCUAUCAAGGGCUUCUUAUCCUGGACCCAGAAUCGUCGGUGGAGGAGAAACGUGCCACUGCUCCCCCUUAUGUUGAACUGUGCCUUGUCAAUCGUAUAUGUAGGUGUCGGAAGCUUCAAUGGGCUCGUUACUUUUAUUGGUUUGGCGGCGUAUAUGAUCUUCUUCUCCUCAGCCGUUGGCCUCAUACUUCUCCGUAGAAGAGACGGCCGCGUACCGGGGGCGAAGGCUGCCGAGUAUAGCACUUGGCUCAUCAAUCCUGUCAUCUUUAGCGCCAUCAGUGGCCUGUUGGUCGUCAGAGGAGUCAUCUCUGAACCUCUGCAGGGAGGGGCUAUUCUUUUGGUCGCCUUGCUCGGCAUCGGCUUCUUCUCGCUCAGGUUUGGCUUGCGCGGCUUCACCUACGCAGAGACCGGAUGA
Messenger RNA from Colletotrichum paranaense, 1587 nucleotides. RefSeq names its product large neutral amino acids transporter small subunit 1. Bases 1 to 1587 code for a protein of 528 amino acids. The record is from RefSeq and is a predicted model, not a curated record. NCBI's taxonomy places the organism in Eukaryota, Fungi, Ascomycota, Sordariomycetes, Glomerellales, Glomerellaceae. The transcript has 4 exons. Gene Ontology annotation, cellular component: membrane. Gene Ontology annotation, molecular function: L-amino acid transmembrane transporter activity. Gene Ontology annotation, biological process: amino acid transmembrane transport.